AUGUUUUGCAGGGCGAACGAGUCUCGGGUUAUGAGGCGAUUAAGUGUUUUGAGUAGAAAUUACGUUGCUUGCAGGUCACUGUCGUCAGUUGCUACAAAAGAAAACGUCUUUGAAAGUUUAGUUGACAAUCUUCUCAGCGAAAAUCCGACUUCGAAUUCAAAUGAUAAAUCACCAACCACUUCAAGAUUGCCAAGCAAAAGCGGCUUUAGCCAACUGGCGAAUUCACCAAAGAUAAACCUCAAUGAAGCGUUGGAGCUACUGCAUGUCGCAAAAAGUUACAAUAUAGAAAAACGAACGACUCUUGUUCGCGAGUUAAUUCAAAAGGUUGAAUUUGAUCCGGAUGAUACAUUGAAGCUCAAUGAAGAGGAUUUAAGCACUGCGCUUGCUGUAAUGAUUGAAACAACAAUUGGGAACUCAAAGUCGCCUUUGUUUGAGGCAUUAUUACAAAAGUUCAAAGAAUUGAUCGAGCAAGAAAAUUGCGAUAUCAACGUUGAUGUGUUAAUUCGUUUAAUGUCUGCCGCGAAAAAAGCUCAAUACUAUUUCCCUUCAUCAAUUCAAGAAAAACUUCAUUCAGAGCUGUCAAAGCGAAUCAGUACCACGUCAAUGCCACGUCAACUACUUGGUAUACUAAAAAGUUCUUUGCCAAAUAACUCCGAUUCGCUAAAAUUGAUUGCAAGUUCGGCUAAAAAGUUAUUGCCAGUGAUGAAUGUUGACGAAUUAGUUUCACUAAUCGAACAGUUUGCAUCGAGAGGAAAUCGAGAUAAGGAGUGUAUUGAUCAAGCUAUAAACCGGAUAGUCAUGAGCUCGCAGUCCUUAAGUGUCAAUCAAGGCGUGAUCUUAUUAACCUCUUUGUGUCGCCUACAUAUCUUUGAUGCUCGGAUUAUUAGGAAGAUUGUCAAUGAUCUCAACGAAAAGGGUCUGAUGGAGCUUAAAGAUUGGAAUCAAGUCACAUCACUUGCUAAUUCUUUAACCCGCUUGCGAGUCGCCAAUCCCACUUUGUGGAAUAUGCUAGGUCAGUGGGUGGUAGAAAAGUUUGCGUCCAAAGAUGUCGAGAAGAUUGGAUUAUUUGUCAGUGGAAUGGCUCAUCUGGGUGUAGUAGACAAACAUGGCAGAGAGCUUGCGACACGAUUAGCAAAAAUUCUCGAUAAACAGAAAGCCAAAUCGGAGAAUGUUUGGCUUUCCAGCAUGACAUCAUUGGCAUAUUAUGGGGUGUUGCCUGGUCAUCUUGCAGAAACUAUAUUAAACAAGGAUUUUGUCGCCCAUCUAUGCAACUCAUUGAAGCAAUCACCGGAGAACACGAUGUACCAUCUUUUGCGCAUAAUGCGUAUAAACAGUUACGUGAAAAACUGCAUACAAGACUAUCACGGACCGACUUUUGAUCUUGCCAAAGAAUUUCGAGCAAUUCCAGAAAUGACACAAAUCGCUAGAAAACUGAAAUAUGGUGGCAACUCAAAAGAAGAGGGCGAUUUUCUUGAUAUUCUUUAUAAGGUGACACCUUUAAGUCAUUGUCGGGCUCCUCGUUUACAUGAAAGCGGCACAUAUGUUGAGGCUGAAAUCAAGCCAGUGGAAUUCGGCUCAACAAAAUGCAUUGCGGUUAAUGAAUGGGCAAAUGACAUCACGGACAAAAAGACCAGACCAAUCCUCUAUUUUCCUUGGAAUCAGAUUCAUUACACAUACGAUUUGACAACAAGCAAUAAAAAAGACACCGAUGUGGAUGAUGAUCACGGUAGAGAGUCACGUCUUCUUGGGUUUCAUCAGAUGGGGAUUCAAUUGUUAAGAAUGGAAGGUUACAAUCCGCUCGUCAUUCUUGAUACCGAGCUGAGGCAACAUGCUGAAAUUUCAGAAACAAUAUCUUAUUUGAAAAAAAGAAUUUCUGUA
This is a messenger RNA of Mesorhabditis belari, 1878 nucleotides long. Lineage: Eukaryota; Metazoa; Nematoda; Chromadorea; Rhabditida; Rhabditidae. The record is from the annotation of a GenBank genome assembly.